AGAUGCAACCACAUUGAAAUCACAACCAAAAUCAAAAUCAAACCUUAUCUUCAGUGCCCACUUGCACAAAGCUGCCUUUCCCACAAAACAGAGAUCAUCAAUUACUUAUUCCACACCAAAGAUUGCGCCUUUGAGGUGUGGAAGGGUGAGAGCAAUGGAUGCUCAGAAGGGUGUUGCCGCUAAACCCAUUAUUAUUGAUCUGCAUGGUAUUGAUGAGAAAUUGAUUCAGAAAAUGGUGUAUGAUGCUCUUGUUUGGUGUUCUCUUCAUGGGCUUGUGGUUGGAGACAAAACUGUUCAGAGAUCAGGGAAAGUACCUGGUGUUGGCAUGGUGCACGCCCCACUUGCGUUGUUGCCCAUGUCAUUCCCAGAAAGCUACUGGAAGCAAGCAUGUGAAUUAGCUCCUAUUUUCAAUGAACUUGUUGAUCGCGUGAGUUUGGAUGGAAAAUUUUUACAGGAGUCGCUAGCUAGGACAAAGAAAGUAGAUGCUUUUACCUCAAGACUUCUAGAUAUUCAUUCCAAGAUGCUAGAAAUGAACAAAAAAGAGGAGAUACGGCUGGGUUUACAUCGCUCAGAUUAUAUGCUUGAUGAACAAACCAAAUUACUUCUCCAGAUAGAGUUGAACACAAUUUCAUCUUCAAUGCCUGGUCUCAGUUGUCUUGUCAGUGAGCUUCACAGGAGCUUGCUUAAUGACUAUGGAAAUGACCUUGGAUUAGAUUCUCAAAGGAUCCCAGGCAACGCUGCUGUCAACCAGUUUGCAGAGGCAUUGGCAAAGGCUUGGGCUGAAUACAAUAAUGACAGUUCAGUUGUUAUGGUUGUGGUUCAGUCUGAAGAACGUAACAUGUAUGACCAACUCUGGCUUUGUUCUGUGUUGAAGGAAAAAUAUCCUUUUGACUAUUUAUAAUCUACAUUACCUUAGUUAAAGAAAGGCGGUUUCUUAGUUUACCAGCAUAUUCCUUAGCUUGAUAAUACACACAAUGUGAAAACUGUUCGAAAAACAUUAGCUGAAAUUGAUAGUGAAGGGCAACUACUGCAAGAUGGCACACUUAUAGUAGAUGGAAAAGCAGUUGCGGUUGUCUAUUUUAGAGCAGGAUAUGCUCCAACUGAUUAUCCUUCUGAAUCAGAGUGGAAAGCUAGAUUACUUAUAGAACAGUCAUCUGCAGUCAAGUGCCCAUCAAUAUCUUAUCAUUUAGCAGGCACCAAGAAGAUCCAACAAGAGCUUGCAAAACCUAAUGUACUUGAGAGGUUUACCUUGGAAAUUGCACUUUCCUCUUACUAAUUCUCAUUGUGGGAUGAACCUCAUUCUCUUUGGCUGGCAUUUUCAGGAACAAGGAGAAGGUGCUAGUGAAUGACCAAUGUGGUUACUUGGUGCGAACCAAGAUAUCAUCAUCGAAUGAAGGUGGAAUUUUACCUGGAUUUGCUGUCUUGGAUAGUAUAUAUUUGACUUGAAGAACUGAGCUUCGUUGUUAGGAAGAGUUCCAAUAAAGUAUUCAACUGUCAUUAUAUACAGUAAUGAGCUGCACAGAAACAAUUCCAAACAAAUCUUCAUUUUUGCUUCAUCCAAAAAUAUGAAUCAAUCUCACAAAUCUUU
Molecule: messenger RNA, 1588 nt
Organism: Rubroshorea leprosula
Lineage: Eukaryota; Viridiplantae; Streptophyta; Magnoliopsida; Malvales; Dipterocarpaceae
Source: the annotation of a GenBank genome assembly